AUGGGAGAUCGGUUGUUUGACUACAAGAACAAAGGCAAGGCCGGCGAGCACCGCGGCAAGCGCCGUGAGUUUGCCGUGUCCCUGCGCAAGGACAAGAGGCGCGAGAAGCAGGAGAAGCGCCGUGACUUGGAGGAGUUCCAGCAGCAGGUGGAGCAGUUCACGCAAACAGACGUGGGUCAGGCCAUCCUUCAAUUGGCGCCACAAAUCCAGAACGACCUCGAUCAGAGCACACAGUUUGCUGCGCUCGUGCAGCUGCGGAAGCACCUCGCCAACAACAAAACCCUGCCCAUCCAGGCCACCAUCAACUCUGGCGUGCUGCCGAAGAUGGUGGAAAUGCUUGGGUGGGAUCAUGCCCCUGACACACAAUACGAGGCUGCUUGGGUCCUCACCAACGUAUCCUCCGGCGAGCCACACCAGACCAUGUCCGUUGUGGAGGCUGGAGCAGCACAGCCGCUGUGCCGAUUGCUGCUGUCACCCAUUGACCGUGUGAAGGAUCAGGCGUGCUGGUGUCUCGGCAACGUGGCUGGUGAUGGCGCGGAUCUCCGCGACAUGCUCAUUGAAGAGGGUGCACUCAACCAAUUUAUCAUCAUGCUCGGCGAGGAGACAAACCUGGACAUUUUGCGAAACGUGUCGUGGACACUGUCCAACUUCUUCAGGUGGCGCAACCCCCCUGCGCCAGCAGAGGCCAUGCAGCAGGCGCUGCCCGUGCUUGCCCACCGCGUUCGCACACAGGACCCGGAGGUGCUCGCAAACGUCUGCUGGUCAAUCUGCUACAUUGCCGAGGCGUUUGACGACUUUCUCGACCCCAUCUGCCGCGAGUUUGGGCCCCUCUUCAUCCAGAUUCUCAGCCUCGAGUCCCACAUGGCACAGCUCCCAGCGCUGCGUGCGCUCGGCAGCAUAACCGCUGGCGAGGACGAGCAGACGCAGGCUGUGAUUGACCUUGGCCUGCUCCCGCUAUGCCACCAGCUGUUCCACAGCAAGAAGGCAAACAUCCGCAAGGACACCUGCUGGACCCUCUCCAACAUCUGCGCAGGCAGCGAGGAGCAGAUUGAUGCCGUGAUUCACGAGAACCUGCUGACGGCGCUGGUGAACCUUGCGCUCGAGGACCCCGUGAGCAAGGUGCAGCAGGACGCCUCCUGGUGCCUGUGCAACAUCUGCACGCAGGGCCUGCCGCGCCACCGCGACUACGUGCUCAAGAGCGGCGGUCUCGACGCCAUUGCCCUUGUCCUCAACCUCAACAUGGACAAGAAGGCGCUGAAGGUGUUCCUUGAGGCCUUGGAGAUGCUGCUGCAGCGUGGCGAGCAGCUUGUCAACCAGCAGGAGUUUUCCAGCAACACUGUCGUCUCCCGCCUCGAAGAAAUUGGAUUCUUGGAUACGCUGUACCCGUUGAUUGACCACCAGGAUGCAGAAGUGAGCGCACAGGCAGCGUCGCUCUCAGACACGUUCUUCAGCGAAACGGAGCAAGAGAUUGAGGGCCUGGUUCCCCAACAAGGGGAUGGCAGGUACAUGUUCUCUCAGGACGCCGCUCGCGACAAGAACUUUGACAGCAUCUAA
Salpingoeca rosetta is the source of this 1554-nucleotide messenger RNA. RefSeq lists its product as uncharacterized. Gene Ontology annotation, cellular component: nucleoplasm; nucleus; cytoplasm. Lineage: Eukaryota; Choanoflagellata; Craspedida; Salpingoecidae. Gene Ontology annotation, biological process: NLS-bearing protein import into nucleus. The coding region runs from base 1 to 1554 and encodes 517 amino acids. Gene Ontology annotation, molecular function: protein binding; nuclear import signal receptor activity. The transcript has 11 exons. The record is from RefSeq and is a predicted model, not a curated record.